Calliphora vicina (urban bluebottle blowfly) is the source of this 5268-nucleotide messenger RNA. RefSeq lists its product as uncharacterized. The transcript has a single exon. Bases 1 to 5268 code for a protein of 1755 amino acids. NCBI's taxonomy places the organism in Eukaryota, Metazoa, Arthropoda, Insecta, Diptera, Calliphoridae. Gene Ontology annotation, biological process: proteolysis; DNA integration. The record is from RefSeq and is a predicted model, not a curated record. Gene Ontology annotation, molecular function: nucleic acid binding; aspartic-type endopeptidase activity.
AUGACUUCAACUCUUCAAGCAGUGGAAGACCAAAAGAAAAUCGUGGAGCAUAUUGAACGUGUUUCUACAACUUUUCAAGCAAAACCCAAAGAUGCCUUCUCAAGAGGAUACCUUCAAACAAUUUUGGAGGAUUUGGAAUCCAGUUUUAAGUCCUUCAAGGAUGGACAUGACCAACUAAAUGACAUGGUUCGGGAAAGUUCUAUCGCUGAGAAAGACGUUCCAUAUUUAAGUACCAACACUUUUUAUAAGUGCUAUGAUGUCUACAUUUCUUUAAAAACUAAUAUUUUAGAUUUGCUCUUUGAAUUAGAUUCUCCACAGACUCCAACCGUCCACGCAAGCACCUUCGCCGCCACUAGCCGCAACGAAUCCUUCUGCGCUGGAGCAAGACUUCCGAAAAUAGAUUUGCCAACUUUUUCUGGAGAUUAUCUAGAAUGGAUUUCAUAUCGUGACAUGUUUAAAACACUUGUGCAUCAAAACAAUUCCCUUACAAAGGUGCAAAAAUAUUUUUAUUUGAAGUCUUCUUGCACUGGAACACCACUCAGCUUGGUCAACGAAUAUCCGGCAGCAGAAUCCAGUUAUGAUUUAGCAUGGGAUGCUCUCGAGAAGAGAUUUCAUAAUGAACGAAAACUUGUUGAGCAAAUAUUGAAAAGGUUGUUUUCAAUACCGCCAUCUGAUGGAACUCUAAAAAAUAUCAAAGGGUUAUUAGACACAACGCGAACCUGUCUCUCACAAUUAAAAUCAUUGAAAAUAGAUAUUUCUACUUGGGAUUCAAUUCUAGUGUAUUUAAUUACUCAAAAGCUUGAAAUGCAGACUCGCAAAGAAUGGGAACAAUCACUUAAAGCUAGUACAUCCAUUCCACCCAUGUCGGAUAUGCUUAAUUUUCUUGAAACUACCUUCCGCACUAUGGAAUCUUUAGAGGAAGAAGCUGUUUCAACAACACAUGUCUACGGUAAGGAAAAUCGUAAGAAACCUACUAGAGUUAUACGAGCUCACACUGCGUCAACUGUAAAUGAUAACAACUGCCUUUUCUGCAACAAACGUCAUCCUCUUUACAAAUGUUUUCGAUUUACAACCUUGUCUUCAGCGGAGAAGAAAAGUUUCGUAAAUCAACAUCGCCUUUGUCGAAACUGCCUGAACACUGGGCAUUUACAAUCGUCUUGUAGACUGAACACCAGAUGCCACAUCUGUCGUGAACCUCAUCAUACUAUUAUUCAUAACGAAUUCGGCAGAAACAAUUCUGAUCAAACAACUUCACCUCUGCCUAACAUCCCUAUUGAAAACCAGACUUUCCAGCCACCUGCUACUACGUCAACACCUAACUCUGCUACUGUAAGUACUAAUGUCUCCAAUCUAAGUGCGAAAAAUCUAAACCCUGCUUUAUUGCCCACCGUAAAAGUUUUAAUAAAAACGCUAAAUAAAACCUACUGCUUAAAAGCUUUAGUUGAUCAAGGAUCACAACUUUCAUUUAUUUCGGAAGAACUUUCUCAAAUAUUACCUGCGGAAAAAUACAAAACUCGAGUUAAUGUUUCUGGUAUUGGAGGAAAUCAGGCAGUUACUGUUAAAAAAUCUGUACGAUUUACUAUUCAUUCUAGAUACGAACAAGAAUUUGCACUCCCUAUUACUGCCCUUGUAGUCCCUAACGUCACAUCAUACGUUCCCAACAAAAUUACUUCUAAUUUUAUUCCAGACCUCUCAGCAUUCUUUCUUGCAGAUCCAGAUUUUCUAACCCCACAAAAGAUUGACCUCCUACUUGGAAACGAUGUCUAUGGUGAUUUACUACUCCCUAGAAUGAAAAAGUUUGAAAAUAGUCUUCUUCUGCAAGAAACUCAUUUGGGAUGGAUGAUAUCAGGUUCUCCGAGAACCCAUAUGACAACAAAUACAAUUUCUGCAAAUCUCUGUUCUUUGGAUGAACAACUUCGAAUGUUUUGGGAACAAGAGGAAUUGCUAGACAAGAAAUCAUGGUCCACUGAAGAUGAACUUUGCGAAAAGUUGUUUAACGAAACUCAUAUUCGUGAUGAAAAUGGACGAUACAGUGUCCAUCUGCCAUUCAAAAGACUCCUUCAAGGUAAAGAGCUACCAUCGUUCUCCCACACGGACUACAAUGCGAUUAAAAGAUUAAAACAAUUAGAAUUGUCUUUUAAGCAAAAGCCACAAUUUGCUAAUGCAUACAAAAAGUUCAUGAUAGAAUAUGAAUUGCUUAAUCAUAUGAGUAACCUUGGUGAGUACCCUCAUGCUAUACCUCAAAAUGCGUACUUUUUUCCUCACCAUGGUGUACUAAAAGAGAACAGUUCAACAACAAAACUACGUGUUGUUUUUGAUGGUGGAAACCGUAGACCCCCUCAAACUUCUAUAAACGAAGAAUUAUCAGCAGGUCCUGCGUUACAAAAUGAUUUGUCAACAAUCAUCACUCGCUGGAGAAAACACUAUAUUGGUUUUACUGCAGACCUGGAAAAAAUGUUUAGGCAAAUAAAUGUGUCCCCUGAACACCAACCCUAUCAAUGCAUUCUUUGGAGAAAUGCCACAAACAAAAUAUGUGUAUAUGCACUUCGUACAGUGACAUAUGGCACAACUUCUGCUCCUUAUCUUGCAAUUAGAGUACUACAGCAACUAUCAGAGGAUGAAGAAACUAACUUUCCAGAAGCUAGUCAUAUUCUUCGAACAGACACUUAUGUGGAUGAUGUCAUAUCAGGAGCGGAUACCCUAGAAGAGUCUUUAGAACUACAACAACAACUGUCUAAUCUUUUAAAAUCUGGCGGAUUUCAUUUAAGGAAAUGGAAUUCUAAUUCGUUUGAGCUCAUGAAGAACAUUCCUGAAGAAGAUCGAGAAAUUCAACAAUCAUUUUCUAUUUAUCAACCCAAAAUGUCAAAAGCACUUGGUAUAAAUUGGAAUACGAAUAACGAUUAUUUCUAUUUUUCUAUAAAUUUUAGAUUUUCUGAACAAAUAACUAAAAGCAGUUUACUUUCAGAGGCAUCUAAAUUAUUUGAUCCUUUAGGAUGGCUAUCCGCUACCACCAUAAUAGCGAAAAUAAUAUUCCAACAACUAUGGAAACUGAAAAUAGAUUGGAAUGAUACUCUACCAGAUCAUGUUCGAAAUCAAUGGGUUAAUUUUCGGAACAAAUUAAAGUCUCUUGAAGAGGUAAAAAUUCCACGAUGGAUUGGUUACAGGCCUCAUAAAGCUCCAAUUGAUCUCCACGCCUUCAGCGAUGCUUCGAAAGUAGCCUAUGCUGCAGUCGUCUAUGCUCGCGUCACAACCGAAUCUGGUGAGAUAUUAGUAAACUUACUGCAAGCUAAAACAAAAGUGGUCCCUUUGAAAGGAGAAACAAUUCCACGGUUAGAAUUAAAUGCAGCAACACUAAUGGCUGAAUUAGUUGCUAAAAUAAAAGCCAACGUAGAUUUAAAUAUCGGCAACGUCAUUUAUUGGACAGAUAGCACUAUCGUUCUUGCGUGGCUGAAAAAUAACUCAACACGGUUGGAAGUCUACGUUGCAAAUCGAGUCGCAAAAAUUCAACGCUUAUCAAAUGUUCAUGAUUGGAGGUACGUUCCAACAAAGGACAACCCUGCAGACUGCGCGUCUAGAGGCUUAAUGCCUGAACAAUUGAUUCACCAUUAUCUGUGGUGGAAAGGUCCAUCAUGGCUCCAGAAUACAUCUGAUUCAUGGCCUACUUCCCCUAAUCAAAUAUUUCGCGAAGAAAUUAUAUGUAACAACCUUGCUGUUCACUUAACUAAAACAAAAACAACAAUUGCAACUUAUCCAGAAAUAACACAAAGAUUUUCAAAGCUAUCUUCAUUGGUACGUGUGACGUCUUAUAUACUUCGAUUUUACAACAACAUUAAAUUAAAUCAAAACAACAGAGAAGUUGGAUUUCUCAAAACAUAUGAACUAAAACAAGCGCUGCACUUACUCAUCAAACUAACACAAGCGGUGUCAUUUCAUGACGAAAUCAAAACACUGAAAUUGGGAAAUAGGGUUCCCAAUCAAAGUAAUAUUGUAAAAUUAUCCCCAUUUCUUGACGAAAAAGGAAUUCUUCGAGUUGGUGGUAGAAUCUCAAAUUCUACUAUUUCCUACAACGCUAAACAUCCCAUUUUGUUAUCAAAACAAAAUCCACUGUCUUUUCUUAUAUUUUUAGAUGCUCAUGUAAAAACAUUUCAUGGAAGUCUCCAGCUUAUGCAGUCCUACGUUUCUCGUUACUACUGGAUAGUUUCAGCCCGAAACAUAGCAAAACGCGUACAACGUAGAUGUACAGUAUGCUUUAAGUACAAAGCGCAAUCCUGCCAACAACUUAUGGGCAACCUGCCAUCUGUGCGUCUGCAACCUACUCGAGCUUUCAAGCAUAGCGGAUUAGAUUAUGCUGGACCCAUUAAUAUAAAAACCUCUUCGUUACGAACAGCAUCUACAUCUAAGGGCUACAUAUCCUUGUUUAUCUGUAUGUGUACGAAGGCUAUACAUUUAGAAGCAGUCACUAGUCUAAACGUGGAUGCUUUCUUGGCUGCAUUCCGACGCUUUACCGCACGUAGAGGCUUAUGCACUGAUUUAUACUCCGACUGUGGUACAAAUUUUGUAGGUGCCAACAAAGAACUUCAAGUCCUGUAUCACCGAAACAAGGCAUCACUUCCUGAGCAUCUCGCAGAAACUCUUGCGAAUCAAGGUACAAAGUGGCACUUCAUUCCUCCUGCUUCACCCCAUUUUGGCGGACUAUGGGAAGCCGGCGUGAAAUCCACUAAGCACCACUUGCGCCGCAUUAUGAAAGAUCGUAUACUAACAUAUGAAGAACUCAGUACCCUCUUGGCACAGAUUGAAAGCUGCUUAAACUCCAGGCCAUUGUGUCCAUUAUCUACCGAUCCUACAGACGCCGAUGUCCUUACACCAGCACAUUUUCUCAUUGGAGAACCUUCAAUUUGCAUCCCCGAUGAUGACUUACUUGAUGCUAAUAUUGAUCGUUUGAGCCGUUGGAAAUUAAUUGAACAUCUCAAACAAAAUUUCUGGGAUCGCUGGAAUAAAGAAUAUUUAUGUCGACUUCAAGCUCGACCAAAGUGGAAUAAGGUCGAAAGAAACAUAAAAGUUGGUGAUAUUGUUCUUCUUCUACAUGAACGAAGUACUGCAGGUCAAUGGCCACUUGCCAAAGUUGAAGAAUUGCACCCUGGUUCAGAUGGAUUGGUACGAGUAGUUACACUAUAUUGCAACGGCAAGCACAUAAAGCGUCCUAUAUCAAAAAUUUGCUUUCUACCAUCUAAUGAUAUGCAUAACGACGAGAAAGUUUCUACUAUCUAA